AUGAAAGAUAAGAAUCAAAGAGCAAGCCUCUUCGAUUUUCCUCUUAAACCUUUCGUCUUUUCACAUCGCUCCUGUGUUUUCAGUCCCAGACGUUUUGUUGCCAGAACCUUUGAAGGUGCUUCUCCUGCUAUAUCGCUUCCCAAAUCAACUCAGAUUAUUGCCAAGAGCUCAUCAGUAUCAGUACAGCCCGUGUCUGAGGAUGCUAGAGAAGAUUAUCAGUCCAAGGAUGUUAGUGGAGAUUCAAUACGGCGGUGUUUUCUUGAAUUCUAUGCCUCUCGUGGGCAUAAGGUGCUUCCAAGCGCGUCUCUCGUACCAGAAGAUCCUACGGUCUUGCUAACAAUUGCAGGAAUGCUUCAGUUUAAGCCUAUUUUCCUUGGAAAGGUACCUAGACAGGUUCCUUGUGCAACCACUGCUCAAAGAUGCAUACGUACAAAUGAUUUGGUGAAUGUUGGGAAAACGGCCAGGCACCAUACCUUCUUUGAGAUGCUUGGUAACUUUAGCUUUGGUGAUUACUUCAAGAAAGAAGCCAUAAGAUGGGCAUGGGAGCUAUCAACUAAAGAGUUUGGGCUGCCUGCUAACAGAGUUUGGGUUAGCAUUUUCGAAGACGACGAUGAAGCUUUUGAAAUCUGGAAGAAUGAAGUCGGUGUGCCUGUUGAGCGGAUAAAGAGAAUGGGUGAAGCUGACAACUUUUGGACUAGUGGAUCAACUGGUCCUUGUGGUCCGUGCUCAGAGUUAUACUAUGAUUUCCAUCCUGAGAGAGGUUCUGAUGAUGAUGUUGAUCUUGGGGAUGAUACCAGAUUUAUUGAGUUCUAUAAUUUGGUUUUCAUGCAGUAUAACAAAACGGAAGAUGGAGUGCUUGAACCCUUGAAACAGAAGAACAUAGACACUGGUCUUGGUCUAGAACGAAUAGCUCAAAUCCUACAGAAGGUUCCAAACAACUACGAGACAGAUUUGAUAUAUCCAAUCAUUGCAAAGAUCUCAGAGUUGGCGAAUAUCUCAUAUGACUCUGCAGAUCACCAGGCAAAGACAAGUCUAAAAGUGAUUGCAGAUCACCUGCGGGCAGUUGUCUAUCUCAUAUCAGAUGGUGUUCUGCCUUCAAAUAUUGGCCGAGGUUAUGUUGUAAGGAGGUUGAUAAGAAGGGCUGUUCGGAAGGGGAAGUCUCUCGGAAUUAUUGGGGAUGGAAAAGGUAAUCUGAAGGGAGCAUUUUUGCCAACAGUUGCUGAAAAGGUGAUAGAAUUGAGCACUUAUAUUGAUUCAGAUGUAAAACUAAGGGCCCCUCGCAUCAUUGAGGAGAUUAGGCAAGAGGAACUUCACUUUAAGAAAACUCUGGAAAGAGGAGAAAAGGUGCUUGAGCAAAAGCUUCACGAUGCCCUGUCAGCGGCUGAUAAAACUGAAAAUAGACCUUGUCUAUCUGGAAAAGAUGCGUUUAUUCUGUAUGACACAUACGGCUUUCCUGUAGAGAUAACCACAGAAGUUGCUGAAGAACGUGGAGUCAGUGUAGAUAUGAAUGGGUUUGAAGUGGAAAUGGAGAAUCAAAGACGUCAAUCUCAAGCUGCUCACAAUGUUGUAAAACUGACAGUUGAAGAUGAUGCUGACAUCACGAAAAAUAUUGCCGACACUGAGUUCCUUGGAUAUGACAGUCUCUCUGCUCGUGCUGUUGUGAAAAAUCUUUUGGUGGGUGGGAAGCCUGUGAUAAGGGUUUCUGAAGGCAGUGAAGUAGAGAUUCUGCUAGACAGAACUCCGUUCUACGCUGAAUCAGGAGGUCAAAUUGCAGAUCAUGGUUUUCUUUAUGUUUACAAUGAUGGGAGCCAAGAGAAUGCUGUUGUUGAGGUAAGUGAUGUGCAGAAAUCGCUUAAAAAAUUUGUUCACAAGGGCACUGUAAAAAGUGGAUCUCUGGAAGUUGGCAAGGAGGUAGAAGCAGCCGUAGAUGCAGACCUGAGGCAACGAGCAAAGGUUCACCAUACGGCCACCCAUUUGCUGCAAUCAGCACUUAAGAAAGUUGUGGGAGACGAAACAUCACAGGCUGGUUCAUUAGUAGCUUUUGACCGCCUCAGAUUCGAUUUCAAUUUUAACCGUUCCCUACAUGAUGAAGAGCUUGAGGAGAUUGAAUGCCUGAUCAAUAGGUGGAUUGGGGAUGCUACACGUCUUGAAACAAAAGUCCUUCCUCUUGCUGAUGCAAAACGAGCAGGAGCCAUUGCAAUGUUUGGGGAAAAAUAUGAUGAUGAGGUUCGUGUAGUAGAAGUUCCUGGUGUCUCCAUGGAACUUUGUGGUGGCACUCAUGUUGGCAAUACUGCAGAAAUACGAGCCUUCAAGAUUAUCUCAGAACAGGGCAUUGCAUCUGGACUCAGGCGUAUCGAAGCGGUGAAAGCAGAGGAUGUUACAAACAGAGUGGAGAAUCUUCUAGAGGAACUGCGCUCUGCUAGAAAAGAAGCCUCAGACUUGCGUUCAAAAGCAGCGGUCUAUAGAGCAUCUGUCAUAUCGAACAAAGCAUUUACUGUAGGAACUUCACAGAAGAUAAGAGUGCUCGUUGAAUCGAUGGAUGAUACCGAUGCUGACUCAUUAAAGAGUGCAGCCGAGCAUUUGGUAAGCACACUGGAAGAUCCAGCAGCUGUGGUACUAGGAUCAUGUCCAGACAAAGACAAAGUUAGUUUAGUAGCUGCAUUCAGUCCUGGAGUAGUGUCUCUCGGCAUUCAAGCAGGGAAGUUCAUUGGCCCUAUAGCUAAGUUGUGUGGCGGAGGAGGUGGUGGAAAGCCCAAUUUCGCUCAAGCAGGCGGCAGAAAGCCCGAAAAUCUCUCAGGCGCGUUAGAGAAAGCUCGGGAAGAUCUUGUGGCAACUCUAUCGGAAAAGCUCGGGUGA
Arabis nemorensis is the source of this 2856-nucleotide messenger RNA. The record is from the annotation of a GenBank genome assembly. NCBI's taxonomy places the organism in Eukaryota, Viridiplantae, Streptophyta, Magnoliopsida, Brassicales, Brassicaceae.